This is a messenger RNA of Lachancea dasiensis, 2748 nucleotides long. NCBI's taxonomy places the organism in Eukaryota, Fungi, Ascomycota, Saccharomycetes, Saccharomycetales, Saccharomycetaceae. The record is from the annotation of a GenBank genome assembly.
AUGUCAUCUGGAAGAAGACCCAGCCUGUUCAAUACUGUGUCGAAUGACCUAAUCACUGAGGACCCCAACGCGCCUCAUGUUCCUCGUUUGACGAGGAGACUGACGGGAUUUUUGCCGCAAGAGAUCAAGGCGAUAGAAACGAAGAUCCCGGUGCAAUCGCGCGAGCUUUGGAACAAGCACAAGGUGCAAAAGUUCAACACUAGCGAGGAAUUUGAGGAAAAGUUUAUUUCGCAUGUUGAAUGGACGUUAGCCCGUUCGUUGUACAAUUGUGACGACCUGGCAGCGUACCAGGCUACCUCACAGUCGGUGCGCGAUAACUUGGUGAUUGACUGGAACAAGACACAACAGAGACAAACCGUUCGUGGUGGAAAACGUGUGUACUAUUUGUCCCUUGAGUUUCUGAUGGGCAGAGCUCUAGACAAUGCAUUAAUCAAUAUGCGUACCGACACGUCUGCACAGGAUGUUGGUAAAACUGAUCAAGUGCUGACCAAAGGAAAUACAUCGCGGGAGAUGAUUCGCCAAGCGAUGAAGGACCUGGGCUUCAAGCUGGAGGAUAUUCUCGAGCAGGAACCAGAUGCGGCUUUAGGGAACGGUGGCUUGGGCCGUCUGGCAGCUUGUUUCGUUGACUCUUUAGCCACAGGUAAUUUUCCUGCUUGGGGGUAUGGGCUGCGCUACCAGUACGGUAUUUUCGCGCAGAAGAUCAUCAACGGUUAUCAGGUGGAGACUCCAGAUUAUUGGCUCAACUUCAGUAACCCUUGGGAAAUUGAACGUGCCGAAAUCCAAGUCCCGAUCAACUUCUAUGGAUACGUUGAUCGCACAAAUGGCGAGCAGUCUACACUAGCACCUUCUGAUUGGAUUGGCGGUGAAAGAGUGUUAGCAAUGGCCCACGACAUGCCUAUCCCUGGCUUCAAAACGUCGACUGUCAAUAAUUUGAGACUCUGGAACGCAAAGCCAACCACAGAAUUUGACUUUUCUAAAUUCAACAGUGGUGACUACAAAAAUUCGGUGGAACAGCAACAGCGGGCAGAGUCCAUUACUGCUGUUCUCUAUCCUAAUGACAACUUUGAGCAAGGUAAAGAAUUGCGGCUGAAGCAGCAGUACUUCUGGUGCGCUGCUUCUUUGCACGAUAUUGUAAGAAGGUUUAAGAAGAACGGGAGGCCCUGGUCUGAGUUUCCUGAUGCUAUCGCUAUCCAAUUGAACGACACCCACCCCACAUUAGCGAUUGUUGAAUUGCAAAGAAUUUUGGUUGAUUUGGAGAAACUUGAUUGGCACUUGGCCUGGGAUAUUGUUAUAAAGACGUUUGCUUAUACGAACCACACUGUUAUGCAAGAAGCCCUGGAGAAAUGGCCCGUGGGUUUGUUAGGUCACUUGUUGCCAAGACACUUGGAGAUCAUUUUUGAUAUCAACUGGUUCUUCCUACAGAACGUGGAGAAAAAGUUUCCCCAUGAUAUGGAGCUAUUGUCUAGAGUCUCUAUCAUCGAAGACGCUUCCUCAGAUAGGCAAGUGCGCAUGGCGUUUUUGGCCAUCAUUGGUUCUCACAAGGUCAACGGUGUGGCGGAAUUGCACUCGGAUUUGAUCAAGACAACAAUUUUUCAAGAUUUCGUCAAGAUAUAUGGCGCCAACAAAUUCACAAACGUUACAAAUGGUAUCACUCCUAGGAGAUGGUUGAAGCAAGCCAAUCCCAAGUUGGCCCAGCUUAUCAGCGAGACCAUAAAUGAUCCUAACGAUGAUUACCUGCUUGACAUGUCAAAAUUGACAGAGCUAUCCAAAUAUGCCGAAGACGCGGGGUUCCAAAAGAAGUGGAACGACGUGAAACAAUUCAACAAAUUGAGACUUGCUGAUUUGAUCAAGCGUCUAAAUGGUGGUGUUGACGUAAUCGAUAGAGAGCACAUUAGAAACACUCUUUUCGAUAUCCAGGUUAAACGGAUACACGAGUACAAGCGCCAACAAUUGAACAUCUUUGGUGUAAUUCAUAGAUACUUGGAAAUGAAGGAGAUGCUGCAGUCUGGUGGAUCCAUUGAAGAAGUGGCCAACAGGUACCCACGUAAAGUUUCCAUCUUUGGUGGGAAGAGUGCUCCGGGUUACUACAUGGCCAAACUGAUCAUCAAACUUGUCAAUUCGGUUGCCGAGGUUGUGAACAACGAUGCCGAGAUCCAAGAUUUACUCAAGGUGUACUUUAUCCCCGACUAUAACGUUUCAAAAGCUGAGAUAAUUACACCUGCAAGUGACCUGAGUGAGCACAUUUCCACCGCUGGUACAGAGGCUUCCGGUACUUCGAACAUGAAGUUUGUGAUGAACGGUGGUUUGAUCAUCGGCACUGUGGACGGAGCCAACGUGGAGAUUACUCGAGAGAUUGGUGAAGACAAUAUUUUCCUGUUUGGAAAUCUGAGCGAAAAUGUCGACGAACUCCGUUACAACCACCAAUUCCACAACCCUGAAUUACCAAAGCCUCUAAAGAGAGUUUUAGACACUGUUGAAAGCGGUGCAUUUUCACCUCAAAACCAUCACGAGUUUAAACCGCUGACUGAUAGCAUUAAAUAUCACGGCGAUUACUAUCUAGUGAGUGAUGAUUUCGAAUCUUACAUUGCUACGCAGGACUUGGUGGAUGAGGUAUACCACAAAAACAAGAAGGAGUGGCUCAAGAAGAGCAUUUUGAGCGUUGCCAACGUUGGGUUUUUCAGCAGUGACAGGUGCAUUGAGGAAUACGCUGAGACUAUUUGGAAUGCGGAGCCCGUGAAGCCAGAAUGA